AUGCCAGCAUACCCUCCGACCCUCGGACCCGCUCAAUUAGAACAAUAUCUCCAGCGCAUUAAAUAUGCCGAUGACGCCGCCUCUCCGAGGGAGAAUGGCCACCCACGCUUAGCCAAACUGCGAGCGGCUAUCGACGACGACCCCCUACAAGCCUUCACUGAACUGCAACGGCGCCAUCUGGGCUCCAUUACCUGGGGAAACACCGCCCUGCACUACUCGACCCACCAUAGCAUCUCCAUCCAUCCAUCCUCCGUCUUCGAGAAGCUGAUAGUCCGCGGCCAUGAUGGGUACUGCAUGGAGAAUACGAAUCUCCUUUAUAUCGUGGUGCGCUCCCUGGGCUACAAUGUUUACCCGACCGGGGGCCGGGUCAGCCGGGCAGUCGUGAAGGGGGAUCCUGCUGAGCAAGGGUAUAUAUCUUUGAGCCACAUGGUCCUUAUUCUGACUAUAGACGGAAAAAGAUAUAUGGUCGAUGUCGGUUUGGGUCGGAACACUCCUACCAGCCCUCUACUUCUCCAGGAGGGUAGUUCCACUGCACAGCCCUUAAUCGCACCAAGUGAAAUGCGCCUGAUAAAGCGGCCCCUCGCUGAAUUCGUGGACCAGACACAGACGGUCUGGAUCUACCAGGCGCGCAACGACCCACAGAGCCCCUGGAUCGCGCAAUACUCGUUUUCCGAAGUGGAAUUCCUCUUCCAGGAUUUUAGCAUGAUAAACUUCUUUACCAGCACGAGUCGGUCGAUAUUGUUUACCCAGAAACUGGCGUGUACCCGUGUCAUCCUCGACGAUGAAGAGGGUGACCACGGGCACGGGGGCGGCGUUGAACCCAUUGGGAUUUAUAUACUUGCUGGGAGAGAGGUCAAGAGGGUCCUUCGGGGGAAGACGAAGACGGUUCAGGCAUUGAAUACGGAAAUGGAUAGGGUGCGUGCGCUGCAGAAAUACUUCAACAUGCAGUUUUAUGAGCAUGAGGUGGAGGGAAUUCGCGGGCUUUCUUCUGAGAUUCGAUCGCGGUAG
Messenger RNA from Aspergillus mulundensis, 1008 nucleotides. Its product is annotated as arylamine N-acetyltransferase family protein. The record is from RefSeq and is a predicted model, not a curated record. Gene Ontology annotation, molecular function: acetyltransferase activity. Lineage: Eukaryota; Fungi; Ascomycota; Eurotiomycetes; Eurotiales; Aspergillaceae. Bases 1 to 1008 code for a protein of 335 amino acids. The transcript has 3 exons.